AUGGAUGAAAGGUUGCUGUAUGACAACGUUUUUCCCGAGCCAGUGGAUAUCAGCGAUACACCAUGGUCAAUGGACAACUUACUGUUUGAAGAAGACAUCAAGAGCGACUCAGAUGACGACAUAACAGACCUGUUUAAUGGAGGGAAGAUUGAAGAUGUAGUCUCAACGACUGGAACCCAGAGAAAAAUCAAAGAUCUCUCCGACGAAGAAAUUAAGAAUCUUCGAGUUCAGGAUUUAAACAAGCUUCUUCGAGGAAUACCUAGAGAAGAAGCUGUUAAAAUAAGGCGCAAGCGACGUAACCUUAAGAAUCGAGGCUACGCUUUGACUUGCCGUAGACGUCGGCAACAGUUUCAGGAGGACCUUUUCAACGAAAAUCAGUUGUUGAAGAAGCAGUUGGAAGACGGCAGAGAGACGCUUUGCAAAGUAUUAAAAGAGAAAAGUGAAUACAAGAAAAAGUUUCUGCAGCUACAGUCAGAUUGCAAAAAGGAAUUAAUGAUGGAACAUUUUGUUCUCCCAAACUUCCUUCUAGAAUCAGGGAAUCUGGCAUAA
Molecule: messenger RNA, 549 nt
Organism: Pocillopora meandrina
Lineage: Eukaryota; Metazoa; Cnidaria; Anthozoa; Scleractinia; Pocilloporidae
Source: the annotation of a GenBank genome assembly